GAGUAGUGGAGCCCAGACACUGACUGAGGGAGAAGAAGAAAAACGUUGUGUGCAGACUUAAGAGUUUGGUCAAAUCAUAACCUUUGUCAUGGAGAAGAGGACUUCCACCUUAGCUCUGCUCUUUGUGGUGUGGUCAGCCGUUGCUGCCAUCCAGGUUGACAUCCCUAAGAAGGAGUAUGAGUUUAUAAGAGGAGACAACAUCACUCUGCCCUGCACAUUUAAAACCACUCAAAGCAAUCCACCCCUGAUCAUCAUCUCAUGGUCUGCUGAGGGUCCAGACACUCCUGCUGAUGAGACUCUCAUUCUCACCCAUUAUCACCCCGGUGGACUCACAGACAUCAAGUCAAAGUACGAAGGUCGGGUGUCUGUGGAUGUAAAUGUUGCUUCUGGCAAAGCUGAUCUUAAGCUUUCCUCCAUCACAAUGGCAGACAACAAAGAGUUUGAGUGUCGUGUCCAGAUUCCCGGAGAUGAUGAGGGCCAACCAGCAGACACAGCACGUUUGACCGUUCUAGUGGCUCCAUCUAAUCCCAUUUGCAAAAUUGAAGGGAAAGCAGAAUACGGGCAGAACAUAAACCUCACCUGUUACUCUGAGGAAGGGUCUCCUCCUCCCACAUACAAGUGGGACAGUCGUGAUGUGAGGAACAUGCCUCGUGUUCCAGACCCUAGAACCACCGACAAAGGAGGCAUCCUUUCUCUUUAUGACAUCUCUAAGGAGACCUCAGGAUACUACAUCUGCACAUCAAGCAACAAGAUCUCCUCUGCUACCUGCAACAUCCCCGUUGCAGUCCUUCCACCUGCCACGAACACCGACUCCACAGCAGGAAUCCGGGCUAUUCUCAAUCUUUUCUGUGGGCUUGUCAAGGACUAGAGGGCUCUGUCAUAGAGUAAAACUGCAGCAGUGGAGGGUUCAAAUCCCAGAGGAGGAAGACGGGAAGAACCUUCUAGGCAGUCACAGUACCCCUGAAGAUACUCAGAAAUAUUUACUUUGAUAAGUCAUGGGAUAAUUGACACUCAAAAUCAAUUAAUACAACAAUUACCAAACACAACUAAAGUGACAGGAACAAAAAGUAACCAUUUCACUACUUUUAAGAACAGGCAGUGAUAGUGUUGUGUUUUUGUGCUUGUCUGUGCCCUCAACAUUUUGCCCAAAAUGACACCUAUAAAAUGCUUACCCCUUUUAAUAUUCUGUGAUUUUAUAUGUUCGGUUUGGUACUUUUCUCCACAUCAGCACAUAUAUGUGAGAUCUGAUGUGUAGUUAGCUGAACAGCUGUGUUUUACUUUCUUGUUUUAUCUUUACUUAUGAAAAGCAAUACAAUGGCACCACAAGAGGAGCGAAUAAAGAUUUUCUCAAAA
Fundulus heteroclitus (mummichog) is the source of this 1353-nucleotide messenger RNA. RefSeq names its product cell surface A33 antigen-like. The coding region runs from base 89 to 868 and encodes 259 amino acids. The record is from RefSeq and is a predicted model, not a curated record. Gene Ontology annotation, cellular component: plasma membrane. Lineage: Eukaryota; Metazoa; Chordata; Actinopteri; Cyprinodontiformes; Fundulidae. The transcript has 6 exons.